AUGAAGACUGUGUUCAAGAAUGCUCGCUUUUUCACCGGUAGUUCUGCCGCCGCAGACCACUUCGAUGUGAUCGAACAUGUCGGCUCGUACUCUGGCACGCAAGUAGCGACUGCCGAGAAAGAUAGUGCUGAAGUGCUUGACAUGAAUCAGCGUACAUUGGCUCCAGGUUUCGUCGACGGGCAUAUGCACUUGUUGAUGUUUGGUUCGUCGUUGCAGAAAAUCAGCCUCGAUCACUGCAAAACCCUUCAGGACAUUCAGGCUACCAUCAAGAAUGCCGCGAAGCAGGAUAAAACCUUGCCACGGAUUCUCUGCCAGGAGUGA
This is a messenger RNA of Exophiala aquamarina CBS 119918, 321 nucleotides long. RefSeq lists its product as uncharacterized. Gene Ontology annotation, molecular function: hydrolase activity, acting on carbon-nitrogen (but not peptide) bonds. The transcript has a single exon. Bases 1 to 321 code for a protein of 106 amino acids. The record is from RefSeq and is a predicted model, not a curated record. NCBI's taxonomy places the organism in Eukaryota, Fungi, Ascomycota, Eurotiomycetes, Chaetothyriales, Herpotrichiellaceae.